Molecule: messenger RNA, 786 nt
Organism: Opisthorchis viverrini
Lineage: Eukaryota; Metazoa; Platyhelminthes; Trematoda; Opisthorchiida; Opisthorchiidae
Exons: 8
Coding region: 1-786 (261 amino acids)
Biological process (GO): abscission; mitotic cytokinesis checkpoint signaling
Cellular component (GO): centrosome; midbody; cleavage furrow
Molecular function (GO): phosphatidylinositol-3-phosphate binding; metal ion binding
Source: RefSeq, a predicted model, not a curated record
AUGCCGUGUUUUCAGUGUGGCAGAAAGUUCGGUUUUGCAGCUAAAGAAGUUGCUUGUAGAAGUUGUAAUCGAAUCUUCUGUUCCAAAUGCGUGAAAUAUAAAGUGGUGCUGCCGGAGCACGGUAACAAACAAUGUGAAGUCUGCUUCAGCUGUUAUGACAAGGCCACAAAUCCCGAUCAACCGGUCGCACCGAAACUCGAACCACCAAAGAUACUUCUAGAUCGUAUGGAAGCACUUGGAAUUAGUUCAUCUGGUGUUCCUUCUUCUGUCCCGGGAGCAUGUGGAGGUGGAGGAUGUGCAGUAAGGAAUCGAUCGCACAGCCCGGCAGUCCCGCAUAUUGGUGAGCUAGAACUGCGUUUAGAUGCACUCAGGGAUGUGCCGAAACCCGACGAGGUUCCUUCGCACGAGGAGUUACAAGAACGGUUGCGGAAGUUGAGGGAAUCGGAUCAUGUUCAGCAAAAUAUAUCCAAUCCAGUCAAAUCUGACAAAGUGUCAAACCUCAUUGACCAGGUGCACGCGGAAAGAAAUAUCGAUGGUGGUGCUACGGUGAACUUAGACGGGAGCGAUGAAGGAGAACUUCCAUGGUGUUGUAUAUGCAACAAGAAUGCCCAGGUCUGCUGCGUCGACUGUGAUGGGGACCUUUUCUGCAAGGCCUGUUACCGUACAUUUCCUCCGUCUGUUCGCUCACGAAACUGUUAUUUGUGCAUUGUUAGACGUAGUCACCGAAGUGGAGAAGAAAAACACCAUCAGUGGGAGCCUUUUGCUCCAAGCCGUCGGGUUCAAUAA